AUGUCAAAUAUAGGAAAACAAAAGAUUUUAAUACCAAAACAAAUAUUAGAUCCUAUUACAGAAUUAAAAGGAUAUAAUAAAGAAACAUUUGAAAUAGUUAAUAAAGAAAUAUUAAAUAAUCAAAACCCUAAUUUAGAUAAAUUGAAUAAAUGACAGUUUAUUAGAAAAGUUGAUAUUGACGGUAAAAUAGUUAAUUAUACUCAAGAAAUAAUUAUGUUAAAUGAAUUAUCUAAUAAAAUUUCAAUUAAUGAAACUUCUAAUAAUUGAGAAUUAAGUAUUUUAUUAGAAAAUAAUAUAAAUAAAGAAAUGAAAUCAUAUUGAGGUUUAAUUAAAAGUAAAUUAAAUCAAAUAAUUGAUAAUUUAUAUAUUAUUAAAAAUAUAAAUAAUGAUAAAAUUAAUGAAGAUUUAAUAUGACAUAAAAAUCCCUCAAAUACCUUCAUUUAUAAAAAUGCAUAUAAAGUAUAUAUACCUGUAGGUAAAGGUAUUGGUUAUAGAAUAACAGAUAUUUCAAAUAAUCAAAAUAAAAUGUUAGAAUUAAGUUUAGGUUCUACACCCAAAAAAUUAAUAGUACCUAAUAAUAUUGAUUAUAAUUUAAAAAAUAUUAAUGAAUUAAUAUUAUAUCCUAAAUACCAUUUUAAUAUGGAUAAUAAUACAUUUAAUUCAGCUUCAUUAAAUGAAUUAAGUUUAUUUGCCAAUAAUAUUAAAAAUUUAAAAUCUGGAUUAAAAGAUAAAUAUAAAGGUAUUGGAUUAUAUUUAGAAAAAUUAUAA
Molecule: messenger RNA, 768 nt
Organism: Monosiga brevicollis MX1
Lineage: Eukaryota; Choanoflagellata; Craspedida; Salpingoecidae
Source: the annotation of a RefSeq genome assembly